GGAAGGGGAAAGGGAAUGAGGGGAAGGGGCCCCACCACUUCCCUUCCCUCUCGCGGGAGGCGGCCAGUGUCCUCUAUUUCCGUUUCCUGCCGCCGCGGGGGUCAAAGGUUGCGUGGGCCUUCAAGCCGGAAGAGAAGUGGCCGGAGGAAGGGGGCAGUUCUCCAAAUGGCUUCUUUUGGGUGGAAGAGAAAAAUUGGUGAGAAAGUCUCAAAAGCCACUUCGCAGCAAUUUGAAGCAGAAGCUGCUGAUGAUAAGGGUCUGGCUGAUGAUGAUGAAGACAACUGGGUGCAUGCAACUAAGAGAAGAAAAGAAGUUCUUCUAGAAGACUGCAUGAAGAAAAGCAAGCAGCUAAAGGAUGAAGGUGCAAAUUUGGCAGAAAACAGGAGGUACCGGGAGGCUAUUCACAAAUGGGAUGAAGCACUUCAGUUAACCCCGGAGGAUGCUACACUUUAUGAGAUGAAAUCACAGGUCCUGAUGUCUUUGCAUGAAGUGUUCCCAGCAGUGCAUGCGGCAGAAAUGGCUGUCCAGAGAAAUCCACGUUCCUGGGAUGCCUGGCAGACGUUGGGACGUGCCCAGCUUGGAUUAGGAGAAAUAGCACUGGCAAUCCGAAGUUUUCAGGUAUCCUUACACAUCUUUCCAAUGAACCCUGAAGUAUGGAAAGAGGACCUUUCUUGGGCAAGAAAACUCCAUGAACAGCAGGAGAAGGCAACAAAGACUGAGGCAGUGCAAGCACUGGCAGAAGCAAAAGAGUUUGCACAAGAAUCAAUCCCAGACUAUGACUUUGAAAGUGAUGAGAUCGUGGCAGUCUGUGCUGCCAUUGCAGAGAAGGAGAAAGCUCUUUCAGCAGCUAAAACUGUAGUGAUUGUAUCUGCUUCAGGCACUGUAGAGACUGUUACUGAGAAGGAAGAUUGUGCUACGACUCCUGAUGAUACCAUUUUUAUCAAAGCCCGAUAGGGUGGCCUGGUAUGUUGCCAGUACUGUUUUGAGAACUAGUGUUAUUUAUUGUAUGUUGAGUUUUUUCUUUUUUUCUUUUUUUUUAAUCAGUUGGGGAGCCUACAAAAGAAGCUAUUUUUUCUUUUGAAAAUUUUGAUUUGAUUGAAGCUAUUUUUCUUUUUAAAAAGCACAAACCUGAAUUCAUCUUCCAUCCAUACUUUUGGAGAAGAAAGAUAAGAGUUGAUUUUAAAAAUCUCAUGAAUAAAUGUAAUGUUAAAAUGCUUAACUGCAUUAUAACAACAUCUCUCAUGUAACUGUAUUUAAUAAUUGUACAAGUUACUGUCUACAUUUUACCAGUAAUUAAUCAGCUGUAAUUUAAAAUACAAAACAAAAAGGGCAUAUUGUUGUAAAUAUUAUAUUUCAGUCCUUAAUCAUUAACAUUUAUCAGCCAGCUCAAGUGUGAGUUGUUCUCUUGUUCUCAGAAGUCUGGCCUUUCCUUAUUUUAAAUGCUGUACUACAGACAGCACCAAAAGUAAAAUGAUAUGAGCUGGAAAUAGGUGCAUCUGUGAAGUGUAUUGCUUUUAUCCUUUUCUUCCCCAGUAAUGCUGAAAAUCCCAUAAAGGGAAUCAGUUGAUUUUUCAGAGUUCUUAUGACCCACCGUUCAUAGGGUACCAGUUGUUCAGGACAACAGCACUGGCUCAGUCUCCCUUUUAAAUCUUUUGAGGGCUUGGAUAGUGUGGAGGGUAUUCACACUGUGUUAACAUAGAUGCAUAACUUAGGAGGUUUCUUUGCCUUGUCUUAAGUUUCUUCAGGGGAGGAUGGUGGUUGCUUCCUCACAUGGGCAGUUCAGAGAAACAAAGUCACGCUCCUUCCUUCAGUUGCUCUUGGCUGAGACUGGCCUCUUUUCACUAUCUGUGGAGACAUUGGAGAGAACAGCGUCCUAGCUAGGCUGCCACUUUGGCAUGGGUAAAAGUAGGCAAUUAGAAACUGCCACCUUGUGAAAAUCUGACUUACCUGAAGUUGCCUCCUUGCACAAAACUAGAUUUUAGCUAUUGGGUUUUUUUCAGACUCAUUUAAGCUUACUUAAAUGUCUGUGUAAUAUACAGGUGUAUUUUAAGUGUUACAGUGACUAUAAAUCAAAGACACUUUUGGAAAAAGGGUCAGUUGAGGAAUUUCCAGAAAAUUCAGGAUAUGUAUUAUUGUUGGGAAUACAUCACUUCCACUUAAUUUUGAUAAUUUUUGCAUGACAAAAACAGGUUUGUAUCCAAGGGAAACCUUUUAAAAUCAGUCAUCUUUGCCUUUUUAAUGUUUGAUUUAUAUUUUGAAAAUUAAAAUAAUUUUUAAUUAAAAUAAAAAAUUAAAAUGUUUAAAAACGCAUUUUGAAAGGAAAUAACAUGAGUUGCUGGAGAAGCCUACUGCUUUUUGCAAUAGAAAAAUCAUUUAGCUCAGAUCAUAGUUUCAUUUGAAUCUUGUUAAGUCUUCAGAGGACUCUACAGUCUGUACAGAAAUAGAUUGUCCCUUUCAAAGAUUUAAUUGCAGUGUUGUAUUUAUAUUACUGUGUUUUCAUUAAUUUUUGCAAGAUUCUUCUUCAAUUAAUUUUUGUAUAUACAGUCAUUUUUAGAUCAUGAGCAGACACACACGCACCCACACACCCCUUGCACUUUUUAACAUCUCCUGAAUAUUCAAAAUAAUUCUAAUUAUAGUAACUAAAAUAUAUUUAAAACAUCUUAUGCAAAAAAACCCACAGUCCUACAUUUUCAUUUGUUGAUUCAAUUCUGGAAUAGAUCCUUAAAUGCUUAUUGAAUAGACAUUUGAUUAAAAUACUGUAUGAUAGAAGUUUAGAAUUCUCCCUGUUGAAGAAUUUUGUAAUCUUAUUUUUCCUAACAACUUAAAUAAGACAAUCUUAGCCACGGGAAGAGUUGGUAUGAAAAGGAUUUGGACAGAUUUCUUCCAAGAAGAGACUUUCUCUGGCUAGAGGAAGAUAUGUGCAAGAUGCAGUAAGGUAUGUGUUCUCAUUUUUGAAGGAAGUGGGCUGUAAUCUAACAUUUCUUUCUUUGCCUUUUAUGCUUGUGUGAGUCUGUUACAUAUUUACUCAUACAGUUAGGACUUUGCCUCCAUCUUUUCAGAGGUCCAUGUUAUCACUGAAUCUGCUUUCACUGAAAUGAUUUACACAAUCCCUGCUGAGUAUGUUUUUUGUUCUGACUAGAUUAGGCUAUGAAUUCUAGAUGUUGUCAUGACACUAAUGUCUUGUAACAGGCAGCAGCUACGGUCUUGUGACUGAUGCAUUAUUCUCAACCUGGGAGGUCUGACAUCUGUUUUUUUGUACAGCAUGUCAUGUUUUGCAUGUAUGGGAUUUUUUUGAUCUGUUUGAAUAAAAUAUUGGCUUCUCUA
This is a messenger RNA of Dromaius novaehollandiae (emu), 3324 nucleotides long. RefSeq names its product tetratricopeptide repeat protein 33-like. The coding region runs from base 16 to 954 and encodes 312 amino acids. The record is from RefSeq and is a predicted model, not a curated record. NCBI's taxonomy places the organism in Eukaryota, Metazoa, Chordata, Aves, Casuariiformes, Dromaiidae. Gene Ontology annotation, molecular function: protein binding. The transcript has 5 exons.